AUGGAAGACAGCGCAACUCGCCCAGACGAGACUGGGUUGGAGGGGCAUGCUAUGGACCAGAGCAGCUCUUUCAAGGCUCGGAUGGAGCAGUUCAAAUAUUCCCCGCUGAAACAGGCGGAUGCAAAGCGACGCUCCCCUAGACUUGCCAGUCCGCGUCCAUCCGUUCUUUCCAAAGCGGCAAGCGCUUCUCCGUCUCCAAGAAAACGGUCUCGCAUGCAGCAACAUGUCCAGAACGAGGAGGACGAUGAGAGUACUGUCAAAAAAGAGGAGGAAGACGGUCAAGAGGACGGACCCCUGACGGCCGAUAUGACAUCUACGGCGCCCAAGUUUAAAAAGCGAAGGAGCACCACCAAAGAACGAGCGUCCAGAGAUCCCUACAAUCCAGUCAACAAUCUGGUGGACAGCCUACGGCCUGGUCUGACCCUGGUAUGCAUCGGCCUCAACCCUGGGCUCAUGACAGCCGCAACCGGCCAUGCAUAUGCCCAUCCCUCCAAUCGGUUCUGGCACCUACUCCAUACCUCUGGCAUUACCCCCGAGAAGCAUCUCCCCUCCGAGACGAGAGAUUUGAUGGAUCUUUACCAGAUUGGCAACACGAAUAUAUGUGCUCGGCCUACCAGGAGUGGUGACGGUUUGAGUAAGCAAGAGAUGGAGGAGGGCGCUGUCAUCCUUGACAAAAAGAUUGCACUGUACAAGCCCGAGGCGGUGGUCAUAGUUGGAAAAGGCAUCUGGGAAGCCAUCUGGAUGGCAAAGAAGGGCCAGAAAAGGUUCAAUGAUCCAGAUUUCCAUUGGGGUUGGCAAGACGAGGAGAUGCAGUUGGGGAGGGUCUGGGAAGAUGGACAUCUGGCGUGGGCGGGGGCGAAGACAUUCGUGGCCACCUCUACCAGUGGGCUUGCGGCAACUCUGACGCCGGCAGAGAAACUGGCCAUCUGGAAGCCGUUGGGCGACUGGAUGACGGUGAAGCGCAAGGAAUCCGAGGCUGGUUGA
Messenger RNA from Cladophialophora immunda, 984 nucleotides. RefSeq lists its product as uncharacterized. Gene Ontology annotation, biological process: base-excision repair, AP site formation. The record is from RefSeq and is a predicted model, not a curated record. The coding region runs from base 1 to 984 and encodes 327 amino acids. Gene Ontology annotation, molecular function: mismatch base pair DNA N-glycosylase activity. The transcript has 2 exons. NCBI's taxonomy places the organism in Eukaryota, Fungi, Ascomycota, Eurotiomycetes, Chaetothyriales, Herpotrichiellaceae.